GAAAGAACUUUAGGUACAAUCAAUGAUUCAUUGUUGUGUAGACACAAAAUGGUGGAGUUGUGUCCUCAGCGGGACUGAGCAUCUCUGGAGAGAAAGAAUGGGUGAUCUUUCGGGUCGAGACCCUUCAGACCAGAGCCAUGGGAAAGGGAAACGAGAGAUAUAGACGUAGAGAGUAUUGUAUUCACACUAUCUUACUGACACCCGCGACUGUUCAUGACCCGUCACUGAUUCUCAUUUCGGUCAUUUCAACACGAGCGCAAAGCGUAAAAAAAUCGAAACUAGAUAACGUGGGUAAACUGAGAAUGAACCGUCUGCAUUAAAUUCUUCCUGCUUAAACCGGUCUUUAACAGUGAAUAUUGUGGAUUUUCAAAUCUUUAAAUUUGUUCUUAGAAAUGCGAUCUCAUGUUUGGUCGCCAAAACAAUUUUGCGUAAAGAUGGCAAGUGGGUGUUCGUUUCACUUUUUCAGUUUCUUUGAAAAAUGUCUAGACACGGAGGUGGGAUGCUAAAUGUUGGACUCAUCGCGGUUAAUAUAAUUUUUUGGAACGUUUGUAUUUGAUUCUUCUAAACCUAACGUAAUCUGGCAUAUUUUACUUAAAUGUGCGUUGGUGCUUUGGGAAACUUUGGAUCAGUUGGCGCGUUUGAGGUUACUGUCCAUCGCCAUUAACAGUUGUUUUUUUUAUUAUUUCUUCUUGUGUUAAAGCCUUCAAUUUGCACCUGUUACGUGAUCUGGCGACUUCGCAGGAAAAUGCACAGGAAUUGAGAAACGAAUGAGCAGAUUUGAUAAACUAGUUUGCUGUCACGUUGGUGAGGGCCCGGGAGAGGCGUGAAAGGAGCGGGAGCGCGCCCCGCCAGCCCGGGGUGCACGUGCACGGCGCGGGCCUGAGGCCCAGCAGCGGGCGGGCGGGCGGACGAGGCGCAUUCGAGGCGGGUCGUUGGGCGAUCGAUGAGGGGCGGUAGCCGCCUUCCUUCUCGGUGAGACGGGCGAGGGGCGAGCGGAGGGAAAGGCCCAGGACACCCGGUCCAGAUAUGCUGUCGGCCUUCGACGUCAAGGUGGACGUGGAGCCGCCCAGCCCGAAGCACGAUAGCUUCAGGAGCCGGUUAAACUCCCGCAGGAAGAGAGAGUUCAUGCCCGAGGAGAGGAAGGACGCGUCGUACUGGGAAAAGCGGCGGAAAAACAACGAGGCCGCCAAACGGUCGCGGGAGAAGCGGCGCUUCCACGACUUGGUGCUGGAGAGGAAGAUGCUGGCGCUGAGCGACGAGAACACCUACCUCAGGGCCGAGCUGCUCACGCUGAAGGCCCGGCACGGCCUCAUCACUUCCUCAGUUUAUGCCCAAGAGGCACAAAUCCUGGACAGCUACAUGCAGAAGCAUCUGGCAAGGCAGAGAAGCAUGGAGAUGGAUGCGCCUAUUUUGGAAGUGGAUUCCCUCCCAUUCAUCCGAGAUGGCAUCUGCAACAGCCAUAUGAUAUGCGCCCCAGGGAGACUUUCCGUUGAAUCUAUGUCCCAACAUGUACAAGAUAGUCCAUUUCCCAAAGCCUAUGCUAUUCCUACCUCAAUUGGACUACAGAAGCAACAUCCUCCAGAAAGCUCUGCUGAUGAGCCGACUAUGCACAAUAUUCCCUCGAAUCAAUUAAUAUAUUCCAGAUACCCCUGCUCAUUCAAUGAAACAUAUGCCUGCUACAAACCAUCAAGUGUUUUCACAACUGCAAUAGAAGUGAACAGUAAAAGCAGCAAGAGAGAAUCAGAAGAUGAUGCUGAUGAUGAACAAGAGGUUCCUAAGAUGCAUCAUUUUUCUUCUUUCAAGGACUGCAGAUUUGAAUGCCCAACAGUCAUGAAAUCAAAUUGUUCUGCCCUUCCUCACAAACUGAGAAUUAAGGUAAAACCGAUGCUGGCAAAAGAAGAAAAGGAUGGUCCAGAAUUUGAUCUUGAAAUGUCCUGGAAGAGACAGACUCCACUCGAAAAUACCAGGAAUAUUUCAAUGACAGAGGUCAAAGACAUUGAUGUGAGUUUGUGUGAUGGUGUUUGUGAAUGCAAAGCAGCAUUUAAACCUGUUACUUUAUUGCCCAUUUGUCAUUCAGUUUAAUUGAGGCUUUUAUUAUUUGUGACCAUGAAUUGUUUGUUUAUUGCUCAUAAAUUCUUUAUUUUGUGUUUUGCUUGGAAAUUUUACAUUAAGGGGGAGAGUAAACUUAACUUGUACAUCGUUGGAACUUUUAAACUUUUGAUAAUGCCAUUGAAAUUGAAUUAAUCAUAUUUUGGGAAUAUUUAGUGUUGGAGAGAAAGAAUGAUCUACCAAGUUGUGACUUUUAUGUACUUACGAAAAAUCCCCAAAAGAUGCUUUUUCAAUGUUACAGGAUGAUUUUAACAGAUUACUUUGAUAGCAAUGUUUUAAGUACAAUGUAUUUGUGUGAAUUAAAUGGAAAUACAUUUAUAUUAUUAAAAUUUGGUUUUGGAUGAAAAACAAUGAAUAAUUAACGAAUAACAAUGAAAUGAAAUAUGAACAUACUGCAGAACAGCACAGCACAGCACAGGAAUAGGCCUUCAGCCCACAAUAUCCAUGAAGAGCAUGAUGUUGUUAAACUAAUCUCAUAUGCCUGCAUCUCCAUGAAUUUAUUUAAAAGUAUCUUAAGCGUCACUAUUAUAUCUGCCCCCACCACUACCCGUGCAACGUUUUCCAGGCACCCACCUCUCACUGUAUUAAAAACAAUUGCCCCACACAUCUACUGUAAACAUUUCCCCUCUUAUCUUAGCCUUGCUCUGAAGUCUUUUACAAUUCCACCAUGGGAAAAAGGGUUCUGAUUAUCUACCCUAUCUAUGUUUAGUUCAGUUUUGAGAUACAAUGCGGAAACUGGCUCUUCGGCCCAGCGAGUCCGAAUCGAUAGCGAUCCUCACACAUUAACACUAUCCUGCACACAAGGGACAAUUUACACAUACACCAAGCUAAUUAACCUACGUACCUGUACGCCUUUGUAGUGUGGGAGGAAACGGAAGAUAACCAUAUAACCAGAUCUCGGAGAAAAUCCAGGCGUUCACAGGGAAAACGUACAAACUCUGUACAGACAGCGCCUGUUGUCGGGAUCGAACCCGGGUCUCUGCUCUGGGCCGUGCCCCUGUGCCGCCCGAUAAUUUUUAUGCCUCAUAAUUUUAUGUACUUCGAUCAGGUCUCUCCUCAACUUCUGAUGUUCCAGAGAAAACAAGCCGUUUGUCCAACCUCUCCUCAUAGCUAAUAUCGUCUAAUCCAGGCAGCAAUCUGGUAAAACAGCGGUUCAAACAGCAUCUCUGGAGAAAGGGAAUAGGUGAUGUUUCAGGUCGAGACCCUUCUUUAGACUGAAGAAGUCUAAAAUGUCACCCUAUUUCUUUUCUCCAGAGAUGUUGUCUGGCCCGCUGAGUUAAUCCAGGUUUUUGUGUCUAUCUUUGGUUUAAACAGCAUCUGCAGUUCCUUUCUACAGCAUUGUGGUAAACCUCUUCCGCACUAUCUCCAAAGCCUCCACAUUCUGCGCACGAUAAUCCAAAGGUGGCCGAACCAAAGUCCUACAAAAUUGUUAGAAGACUUCCUGACUGUUGUUCUCAAUGCCUUGACUGAUGAAGUCGAGCAUACUAUAUGCUUUCUUUACCAUUCUAUCUACUUGUGUUACCACUUUCAGGAAUGUCUGGUCCCGAAGAUCCACUUCGCAUCAGUGCUGACAUUAACUAUAUACUUUCUCUCUACAUUCGACCGCCCAAAGUAAUACACCUCACUUGCUCACUAAACUCAUUGCAUUUCGAUGCU
Leucoraja erinaceus (little skate) is the source of this 3765-nucleotide messenger RNA. Its product is annotated as nuclear factor interleukin-3-regulated protein-like. The transcript has 2 exons. Gene Ontology annotation, molecular function: DNA-binding transcription factor activity; DNA binding. The record is from RefSeq and is a predicted model, not a curated record. NCBI's taxonomy places the organism in Eukaryota, Metazoa, Chordata, Chondrichthyes, Rajiformes, Rajidae. Gene Ontology annotation, biological process: regulation of DNA-templated transcription; circadian rhythm; DNA-templated transcription. The coding region runs from base 1027 to 2082 and encodes 351 amino acids. Gene Ontology annotation, cellular component: nucleus.